Messenger RNA from Heterobasidion irregulare TC 32-1, 600 nucleotides. Its product is annotated as cysteine protease C88. The annotation marks the transcript as partial. Lineage: Eukaryota; Fungi; Basidiomycota; Agaricomycetes; Russulales; Bondarzewiaceae. Gene Ontology annotation, cellular component: cytosol; nucleus. The transcript is spliced from 4 exons. Gene Ontology annotation, biological process: endoplasmic reticulum unfolded protein response; protein deubiquitination. Gene Ontology annotation, molecular function: cysteine-type deubiquitinase activity. The record is from RefSeq and is a predicted model, not a curated record.
CAGAUCGUACCAGACGACAAUUCUUGUCUGUUCUCGUCUAUCGCGGUCGUGUUCGAGCAGGAUAUAUCCAAGGCAUCUACAAUUCGGAAGAUCGUGGCGGAUGCGAUUCGCAACGAUCCGGAUACGUGGAGUGACGCUAUUCUUGGUCGUCCGCGCGCAGACUACAUCUCCGCCAUCCUCUCCCCCAACACCUGGGGCGGUGCAAUCGAGCUCACCAUCCUCGCGACGCACUACGCGACUGAGAUUGCCUCCGUCGAUGUCGAGACCGGGCGCGUCGACCGUUUCACCCCGCUUGCAGGUGCGGGCAACCGCGUGCUCCUGAUCUACUCUGGCAUCCACUACGAUGCGGCGCUGCUCGCGCCGGAGCUCGGCGUACCAGAGGAGUGGUGCGCUAGUAUUGUGCCCGUCGGCAGCGACGCGGCGGACCCGAACCUGAGCGCGCUCAAGGCGCUCGCGGGGAAGCUGAGGGUGAAGCGGCAGUACACGAACACGACGACGUUCGACCUGAAGUGCGAGGUGUGCGGGAAAGGCUUGAAAGGCGAGAAGGAGGCGCGUGCACACGCGAGCGAGACGGGGCACAUCAAGUUUGGAGAGUACUGA